AUGCGAUCUCUUUUCGUUCUCGUGGGCUUAGCUGCUCUAAGCUCUGCAACACCGUCAGCAUACUGCUCUAACUCAGAUGGCACAUACAAGCUCUCGUCAAUUGAUGCCCCUGUUCAAGGUACAGGCUCUCCGGGCUCCGAGUCGACCUGGCAGUUGACUGUCGACGAUACAAGCUCUGGAUAUAAACAGACUAUUGUUGGUUUCGGUGCCGCCGUGACAGAUGCCACCGUCACAUCUUUCAACACUUUGUCCAGUUCGAACCUCGAAACACUGUUGGAAACUCUCAUGACCAGCUCUGGGGCGGAUUUUUCUUUGAUGCGACACACUAUUGGUGCCUCAGAUCUCUCCGGCGAUCCCGCAUAUACCUACGAUGACAAUUCAAACAAUGUUGACUCUACACUGUCAGCUUUUAACCUCGGUGAUCGUGGAACUGCUAUGGCCGAGCUGCUGGCAUCGAUGACGUCUCUAAAGUCUAGCCUGAAGAUCUUCGGUUCUCCUUGGAGUGCUCCCGGAUGGAUGAAGCUGAAUGGUGUCAUCGAUGGAAACACAGACGACAACAAUCUCAAUGAUGGAUAUUUGACUAGCGGGGGCACUGGGAGUACCGGCUAUGCUAGUGCAUUUGCUCAGUACUUUGUGAGUUAUAUUGAAGCAUUCAAGAACCUUGGUGCUACAAUCCACGCCAUCACUAUUCAAAAUGAGCCUUUGUACAGUGCUUCUGGCUAUCCGACGAUGUACGUUUAUGACUAUGAAUCGGCGCAGUUGAUUCAGGACUACGUUGGUCCUGCUCUUGCAGCUGCUGGCCUUGAUACUGCCAUUUGGGCAUAUGACCACAACACCGAUAACGUCGACUACCCGCAGGUUGUUGUUGAUAAUGCUGGUUCAUAUGUGGACUCGGUAGCCUGGCACUGUUACGCAAGCUCAGUCGAUUGGACUGUUCUAACAACAUUCCAUGAAUCCAACCCAUCAAUAGCACAAUACAUGACUGAAUGCUGGACACCAUCAACAGGAGAUUGGAACCAGGCAGUAGACUUUACAAUGGGUCCCCUUCAAAACUGGGCCGCCGGAGUUACUGCAUGGACCUUGGGCACCAAUUCUGACGACGGUCCGUAUCUUAGCAGUGGUGGAUGUGAAACUUGUACCGGCCUGGUCACUAUCGGCGAUGAUAGCUAUACUCUGAACACUGCCUAUUACAUGAUAGCGCAGUUCAGCAAGUUCAUUCCUACUGGCGCUAUCAUUCUGGAUGGCUCUGGUAGCUACACUUACACUGACUCUGGCGGUAUUCAGUCUGUGGCCUCGUUGAACCCGGAUGGAACGCGCUCUGUCGUUAUUGAGAACACUUUCAGCAACGACGUCUAUGUGACCGUUUCCACUCAGAGCGGAGAGGAGUGGAGUGGAAAUAUUCCCACCAAGUCAGUUGUUACCUGGGUGCUCCCUGCAUCGUCUUAA
Molecule: messenger RNA, 1446 nt
Organism: Penicillium taxi
Lineage: Eukaryota; Fungi; Ascomycota; Eurotiomycetes; Eurotiales; Aspergillaceae
Product: glycoside hydrolase family 30 protein
Exons: 2
Coding region: 1-1446 (481 amino acids)
Biological process (GO): glucosylceramide catabolic process
Molecular function (GO): glucosylceramidase activity
Source: RefSeq, a predicted model, not a curated record